CCCACAUUAAAGGAAGAAAAAGAAAAUUAACCUUCAUUCCUUAAUUAACCCCCCUUCCCCCACGGUUAAUUAAUGCGCGGGCUUCUGCUUCAAUUCCACCAAUUCAGUUCUCCCCCUUCUACGCCCUUCUUCCCCUCUCUCCCUCUGAAAAGCUUCACAGAAAAUGGGCUGCUCCGCCUCCAGGCUCGACGGCCUUCCGGCGGUCUCCCUCUGCCACGACCGCCUCCGCCUCCUCGACGAUUCCCUCCGCCACAGCUACGCCUUCGCCGACUCCCACGCCGCCUACCUCCACUCCCUCCGCUCCUUCUCCCCCGCCCUCCUCUCCUUCCUCCGCACCCACGCCUCCCAAAUCGCCGCCUCUCCUCCCUCCGGUUCACAGCCGGAGAACUGCACCUGCGACGGGGACUGUAAGAGCAGCAGCAACAGCAAUUCCUCCUCCGAAGCUCCCUCUCCCAAUCGCGAAUUCUCCAGCUCCAGCUCUGAUUCCGACUCCGACUUCGCUGCGUAUCCGAAGUACGAUUCGUACGGAGACGGCGGAGGAAGAGUAGCAGCAGGAGGAGGAGAGUUUGCGCCGGUGGCGAGGUCGUGGAUAACGCCGUCGCCGCCGCAGCCGAGGUCUUCGUCGGCGUGGGACUUUUUGAAUUUCUUCGACGCGACUCCGUACGAGCGGUACGAUUUCGUCGAGAAGGAGAAGGGAGAGGAAGGAGCGAGCAAGAAUCAGGUCAAGGAAGUGAAAUCGGGUCGGAAUCGCCCGGAUCCGACUCGGAAGGAAGCAAAAUCGACUGCUGGGAAGAAGAAUCGGCCGGAGCCGGAGGGGAAGACCAAUGUUGGAGCAGAGAAGAAAUGUCCGAAACACGGCAAUGCUGUCGACGAGAAGGUCGAAUCCGGAGAGGAAAAGAAGGAAAGUGCGGCGAAGUUGAUGAAAGAGAUGGAGGUCGGGUUCGAGAGGGCUGCGGAGUCUGGAAUCGGAGUUCUGAGCUCGCUCGACGCCGGGAAAUCGCGGUUCUUCAGUAAGGAAUCUGUUUUCCAAGGGGCUUCCUUGAAGCUAUUCCGCUCCACUGAUGCGUCAGGAUUUGAUGGAGAUUCAGGCGUUUCGACGUCCAACUUAUCGUCGACGCUGAGCAAGCUCUGCAUGUGGGAGAAGAAACUCUACGACGAAGUCAAGGCGGAAGAGAGGUUGCGGAUUGCUUAUGGGAAGUGCUGUAAGAAGAUGAAGAAAUGCUUGGCCGACGACGGGGGCGCGGAAACCAGAGCAGCCGCCGAUGCACUUGGGGCCACGCUCAGAACUCUGGCCACUCAGAUCAAAGUUGGAAUUCAAGUCAUCGACAGGACAUCAACCAACAUCAACAAGCUGCGGGAGGAAGAGCUUUUCCCCCAAAUCACCCAUUUGAUUCAGAAGUUGCUUGAGAUGUGGAAAUCCAUGGGGGAAACUCACAGAGCCCAGUUAGAAGCAGUUUCAGAAGCGCAAUCUAGAGGCAUCCUCUCCUUCAAAACAAAGGGAAAGCUGACCGAAGAGGGUCUCCAAUCAGCAAUGCAGCUCAAGAUCGAGAUACAAACCUGGGCUCUCAGUUUUAUCUCGUGGGUUUCCAUCCAGAAGCGCUGUCUCAAGUCCCUGAACGGCUGGCUCCUCAAAUGCCUGCUCCCUGGCGAAGAAGGAGCGGAGUAUUACCCCCCGGUGUUCGCUCUCUGCGACAAAUGGUCGAACACCUUGGAGGCGCUCUCGGAGAGGGAAGUCAUCGACGCCGUUGGUUUGCUGUUGGGCGGAUUGAACAAAUUCCUGGAGCAGCAGCAGCCUGCUCAUGGUGAAGAAAAACCGGUGACUGUGGACAAGGAAGUGGAGAGGAGAGUGAAGGCUUUGGAGAGGGAAGAACAGAGGUUGAGUAAACUGUUGGUGGUGCAUCAGGGGAUUGGGAUUUGGAAGGUGUUUGAUGGUAAAGCAGGGGAUUUUGAGGUGGGUUUGAAGCAGGUCUUCAUGGCGAUGGAGAGGUUCGCGGCUGGGAAUUUGGAAGCUUAUCAGCAACUCCAUGCCCAGAUUGAAGCUACCAGAUCAAUGCCGUAAUUGGCCCCUUGUUGUAGAUGGUUUUGCUUUUCAUUUUUCUCGUUGUUCUCUAUUUAGGACUUGUACGGUUCCAGAUUUCAUUUUCCAGUACAUACGAACAUUCAACCAAGUACAAAUUCUUAUUUUAUUUUUAUUUUUAUUUUUAUUUUGCAUUA
Messenger RNA from Linum tenue, 2214 nucleotides. NCBI's taxonomy places the organism in Eukaryota, Viridiplantae, Streptophyta, Magnoliopsida, Malpighiales, Linaceae. The record is from the annotation of a GenBank genome assembly.